AUGUCUGAUGAACUUGAAAUUUCGCAUAAAGAGGUAGCACACUGUACACCUGAUUAUCCAAAUCUGGACAAUGAGUGUAAAAGCUUAAAAAAUCUCACAGAACUUCAAAUCAAAUGUACACAUGACUAUGAUUUUGGGUUAAAUGAUUACAUCAGGGUCGAUAAGAAGAAGACAUUACAUUUUGCGUUAUCAAAAUCCGUGAAGCAUAUUUAUUUACUACGAGUUUACAGAAAUAUGUGGAACAACGCCAUUUUAAAUGUUUUCUUAAACAGACUAGAACAGCUGAAAUCAUUUCACAAAGAUUUGAAUGGAGAUUAA
Clunio marinus is the source of this 318-nucleotide messenger RNA. Lineage: Eukaryota; Metazoa; Arthropoda; Insecta; Diptera; Chironomidae. The record is from the annotation of a GenBank genome assembly.